Paramacrobiotus metropolitanus is the source of this 1391-nucleotide messenger RNA. RefSeq names its product BTB/POZ domain-containing protein 6-B-like. The transcript is spliced from 7 exons. The record is from RefSeq and is a predicted model, not a curated record. Gene Ontology annotation, molecular function: protein binding. Gene Ontology annotation, biological process: neurogenesis. Bases 129 to 1391 code for a protein of 420 amino acids. Gene Ontology annotation, cellular component: cytosol. Lineage: Eukaryota; Metazoa; Tardigrada; Eutardigrada; Parachela; Macrobiotidae.
GCGUUCUCCACUUUCUCGUUUUGUUGUUACCAAAGUUGCAAAGUAUGUACUCACUUCUCAUCAUUGUUUAGCUUUUAAAAAUUUCGGUGUUAGACGGUUUAUCCCCGGAAACAAAGGUUGCAGCUGGAAUGGCACACGCAAUGACAUCAGUUGUGAGCUUCGGGCGCCGAGGCGCCUUAGGCCAAAUCAGCCAACGCUGGAAGAAAGUGCUGGCCAGGAGUGAGCUGAGCGACGUGGAGUUCGCCGUCGGACGCCAGUUUGGCGAAGUGAAGAUCUUCCGAGCCCACAAGUUGACAUUGAGCGUUAGCAGCGACGUAUUCCAUACCAUGUUUUACGGGAGUCUGCCACAAGGCACGGACACGGCCAUCGACAUCCCCGAUGUCCCUCCCGACGCCUUCUCCAACAUGCUCAGUUUCAUCUACGCGGGUGCGGUGGAAAACAUGCGACAGGAGAAUGCCGUGCCGACUCUUUACUGCGCCGACAAGUACGAUUUACCGUGGCUGGCCGAAGCGUGCACUGACUUCAUCCUCGGGCAGCUGAAGCCUGAUAACUGUUUGGUGUAUCUGGAAAAUGCGCUGCGCUGGACACCGCAGUAUGAUGCUCUCCUGGAGGCGUGCUGGGAUGUAGUGGAUGCGUCCAGCGGAGCCGUUUUCCAAUCGGAACACUUUAGCAGCUUGGAACGGUCGACGCUCGAAGCGAUCCUGCAGCGUAACACGCUGUCGGCAGUGGAGAACGUCAUCUACACCGCUGUCGAAAGGUGGGCGGCGGCCGCGUGCGCUCGCAAGAAUCUGUCUCCUUGUCCAAAGAAUCGCCGCCGGAUGUUGGGUCCCGCUUUGUUCCUUGUGCGCUUUCCGCUGCUGACCGACUCUCAACUGGCUGACGGACCCGUGAAGAAUGGUCUCCUCCACCCGAAAGAGACCUGCAAAAUUUUUCAACGCAAACAUUCCACUACUGCCGAUGAUAAAGGUCCGCUGGAGUUUUCCGCGGAAUCCCGCAAAUAUCCAACGUUUCGCUUACGGGGUACACAUUUCCGGUUCAAACCACAGGAGAAGAUUUUCAUCUUGGACAUCAAUGGCGACUGGUAUGCGACCCUGGUCAUCUGCGAAACCGCAUGUGCCGGGCGUCUCUCACCUAUUGCGAAGCAAGAAGGCGGAAGCCUGCAAAAGGCUAUGCCAGUUCAAAUCAUACGGGCGGUGGAUAUUCUGAAGCGUGAUUUCCCCGUGCUGGCGUUCAUCGACGGGGCGUUCAAGGCAGCGACGUACGUCUCACAGCGUUCCGGUCGACAUCUGGUUAACAUCGCCGGUCGCGAAUGUAGUGUGCAGUUUCUGCAGCUGAAGAUUGCCAGUAAGGAGGUUGAUGAGUGGAGAGCGGCGCAAUCGGCCAAAAACUAG